This is a messenger RNA of Pelobates cultripes (western spadefoot toad), 278 nucleotides long. NCBI's taxonomy places the organism in Eukaryota, Metazoa, Chordata, Amphibia, Anura, Pelobatidae. The record is from the annotation of a GenBank genome assembly.
AUGUACUAUGGUACAUACCAGACCCGUAGUGGCCCAUGCUCGGCCAUAUACCCCUCACCUAGUCAGAAACCCAGAAAGCAAGUAACCCUUAAAGAUAAACUGAGUAUACCUAAACCAUCCUCGAACAGAUGGAAUUACCGAAAAUGGCCAACGCACACUCUAGUACGGGUAAACCCCAAAUUAAAACGCUCAUAUCAAGAACCCUACGGGGAUAAUGAGACCGACACGGACACACUACUAGCUGUGCAACCACUUAAGUUCUCCCUUUCCACCAGACG